AUGGCCCCCGAGAAGAGGUCUCAUGACGACUAUAGUGUCGGAUGGAUCUGCGCCUUACCAAAGGAGCAGACAGCCGCGACAGCAAUGUUAGAUGAGAGACAUCCAGAUCUCCCAAAGAAUAUGAAUGAUACAAACACCUACACGCUCGGCUCAAUCGGCUCCCAUAAUGUUGUCAUAGCUUGUUUGCCCAAGGGACAAUAUGGCACCAAUUCUGCGGCUCAUGUUGCAACACUUAUGAUCGGGUCGUUUCCUUCCGUAAAAAUCGGGCUUAUGGUCGGUAUUGGGGGCGGUGUACCCAUGAAAGUGAGGCUUGGAGAUGUUGUUGUGAGCACUCCGGGUGGCCAACAUGCUGGAGUAAUCCAGUGGGAUCUCGGUAAAGCCACAGAAGGCGGAACAUUUGAGAGGACUGGGGCGUUGAGCAAUCCGCCGGGCUCUCUUCUAACCGCCUUGGCCAAGUUAGAGACGGAACAUGAGCUGACCGGCUCAAAGAUCCCUAGCUUCUUAGACGAACUCAAGGCGAAGUAUCCAAGAUUGGCGAAGAAAUACUUGAAGUCUGAUUCUCUUCAAGACGUUCUUUUUAAAGCAGACUACCCUCAUGUUAAUGAGCCUUUUAUGAAUACUGAGGGUCCCACUGGGGGAAUUGCCGAACCAUCCCAGGCGGAAGACGUGGAAGAAUCGGGAGGAGAAGGGUAUGAAGAGCCGUGCCUCUUUUGCGACAGAAACAAUAUCCUGCCGAGGAGACGUCGAUCAAUGAAAGUGCAUUAUGGGCUGAUCGCAUCAGGGAAUAAGGUCAUCAAAGACGCAUUAUAUCGGGAUAAACUGAAUGAUGCCCUUGGAGGAAACGUUCUCUGCUUUGAGAUGGAAGCGGCUGGCCUGAUGAACAAUUUCCCAUGUUUGGUCAUUCGGGGCAUCUGUGACUAUUGUGACUCACAUAAAAACAAACACUGGCAAGAACAUGCGGCCGCCGUGGCAGCGGCAUUUGCUAAGGAGCUUCUCGGUUGUAUUCAACCCAGCGCCGUUAAGGGCGAGCAGUUUAUGAGAGACAUCAUGUGGGAUCAGACACCAGAGAAGAUGACCGCUACUCUUGUCAAACAACUCGCCCAAAAUCUCAGACCCUUCCCCGAAGCGGUGCAUCAGCUUCAUUGUCGACACAAUUCCAUGAAAAGCCGUCCUUUUCUCGGAGAACUUUCCAACACUCUUACCUCUCUUAUUCAGUCCUUUUCAAGAGUUUUUAUUCUCAUUGAUGCCCUCGAUGAAGGCGAUGAUUACGACCGAAAGAAAUUUUUGGACGAAGUGUUCACUAUACAGGCCAAGACUGGGCUCAACCUAUUUGCAACAUCUAGGGCCGCCAUUAAUCACAUUGCAGCUGGGUUUGAAGGAAGCAUAUUUAGGGAUAUUUCUCCCACACGUCACGAUAUCUUUCAGUUCCUCAACGCUCGAAUGUCGGAGCUACCAUCAUUCGUAGCCAAUGACAAAGCGCUCCAAGAGGAGAUUAAAGAGUCUAUUGUAUCAGCUAUUGAGGGAAUGUUCCUCCUUGCUCAACUCUACAUUUACUCUCUGGCGGGUAAGAGGGGGCCAGCAUCAAUCAGAGUAGCACUCCAAGAUAUACACACGGCUUCCUCUUCGGACGAUAGGUCCAGAGUUUUGGACGUGGCAUACGACAAAUCUAUGGAACGAAUACAGCAGCUUAAAGGAGAUUUGCCUCGCGACGCAUUACUCAUCAUCUCUUGGAUUGUCAAGGCUAAAAGGCAAUUGAAGUUGAUAGAGAUACAAGAGGCCCUGGCUGUUGAACUGGGUGCUUUUAAACGAAAUCCGGACAAUAUACCGACAGCCGAACAUAUUUCUCUCGCUUGCGCUUCGUUAGUAAUAGUCAAGGGAGACAGCGUUGAGCUAGUUCACUACACUGCGCAAGAAUAUUUUGAACGUCCAGACAAUAGAUGGAUGGAGCGAGCCCACGACCGCAUAACGGAUAUCUGUAUGACUUAUCUUUCAUUCUCAGGGUUUAGGCAUGAUCUCGGCGUCUCGUGGGAGAGCCUGAUCAGACGAUGCGAAGAGUACCCUUUAUACAACUACGCAACAGCUUACUGGGCGGAUCAUGCCAAAGAAGCUUUGGUUAUGGGCCUGGGAGUCUCUAGGGUUAUUGAUUUUCUUGCAAACGGUCAGACACAAAACUCAUGGUAUCAAGAUUUACUGUACAGCCAUUCCUCUCAGCUUUUCUCUUUGGACGCCAUGCCAUCGCGGUCGACACCGCUGCAUGUUGCAGCUUUCUUUGGCCUACACCAUGUAGUUGCUACGUUGCUUGCACAAGGGCUUUCCCCAAACAUCCAUGACUCGCUACUCCGGAAGCCAAUAUGGUGGGCGACAUGGAACGGACAUACACAAGUCGUGGAGGUUCUUCUGAGCGAUACUACCGACUUGGAAAUAAAUGACACAGAGCAUGGUCAGACGAUCUUACAUGUAGCUGUUUUACAGGGCUACGAGGCAAUCGUUGCAUUGCUCCUUGAUCAACACAAUCUGGAGUCCAAAGAUUCCAUGGGCCGGACGUCGCUGAUGUUGGCAGCCCAAUACGGACGCCAAGCUGUCGCAGAAUUUCUUUUUUCCAAAGGAGCCGAUAUUGAAGCCAAAGACGCCAAUGGCCAAGCACCGUUAUCUCUAGCUGCCAAGUUUGGGCACGAGAACAUUGUUAAGUGGCUUGUUGAGAAAGGUGCUUGUCUAGAAACGAAGGACAACAACAACAGGACACCGCUCAGUUUAAUCGCCGAGACACUGCAUCCGAAAAUAUCCUCAUACAUGACUGCAAAAUAUAACGACACGACUACUACAUACCCCGGGCCUUCCAUUAUUCUUGACUGGGUCAAGCCUGAAAUCAUUGCAGAGUAUCUCAUCGAAAAAGGAGCAAAUAUAGAGACGGAGGACAGCAACGAUGAAACUCCUUUGAUGCUGGCCAUUAAGAGCGCACAAACUAGCCUGACUGCAUGCCUCAUCGACAACGGCGCUAAUCUAGAAGCAAAAGAUGAAAAUGGCGAUACUCUCUUGACAUGGGCAAUUAAAAAUGAAAAAAGCGACCUGAUUGCACACCUCAUUGAGAAAGGAGCCGAUCUGGAAGCAAGAGAUGAGAAUGGCGACACUGUCUUGACCUGGACAAUUAAACAACAAAAAAGUGACCUGGGUACAUAUCUCAUUGAGAAAGGCGCUCGUCUAGAUGCAAAAGAUGAAAAUGGCGAUACUCUCUUGACCUGGGCAAUUAAAAAACGAAAAACGGACCUGGUCACACAACUCAUUGAGAAAGGAGCCGAUCUGGAAGCAACAGAUCGCAGUGGUCAAACACCUUUGAUUCUGGCCACCAAAAGCGAACAGAAGAGCUUGAUGAUAUGCCUUAUUAGCAAAGGAGCUAAUAUAGAAGCAAUGGAUCUCAAAUUUCAGAGCCCAUUAUCCAUAGCUAUCAAAUCAUGGCGCAGGGACAUCAUCGAACUCUUGAUUGAUGAAGACGUCAACAUAAAUAGGGUGAUGUCGAAUGAUCAUACACCAUUGAUGCUGGCAAUUGAGAAUGGUGACAUCGAUACCGCUAAGUUGCUUAUUGAAAAUGGUGCUUUCUUGGAUGGGACUUCAUGGGCAUCCGUUAAGGGUGGCAAAUGGAAGAAAAGCCCGUCCAGUCACGAUAUUGCAAAUGGAUAUAACACCUUGUUAAUUUGCGCCUUGUUAAUUUGCGCUACUGCAAAGGGAAGCAAAUCCCCGUUAACUUGCGCUAUCGCAAAGGGAAGAAAUGACAUCGUGGAAAUGCUCAUCGGUAAAGGAGCUGAUUUGGAGGCUUGCAACUUUAAAACCUGUGAGACCGCAUUGAUUUUCGCCGCGCAAGAAGGUCGUACAAGUAUUACGCGGUUACUCUUGGAGAAAGGCGCCAAUAUGGAAGCCAGAGAUAUCCUAGGUGCAACACCUUUGAGCUGGGCCGCCAGUUUCGGACAUGAAGAUGCUAUUGAGCUGCUUCUCGCCAACAAUGCCAAUAUAGAAGCCGCAACUAUCUUCGGCCAUACACCAUUGGGCAGUGCUGCGCUACUUGGACAAACCGAUGCUGUUCGGUUACUCCUUGACAAUGAUGCGAAUUUAGAAGCCACGGACAUACUUGGACGUACUCCAUUGGUCUGUGCAAUUGUUCAAAACCGUGUUCCAACCAUACGCACAAUUCUAUCUUCUAGAAAAGCAAAAGUACACUGGCGAGACAAGCAGGGAUGUACAUUGAUGCACUAUGCAGUCAAAGAAAAGAACAUACAUUCGGUCAAACUUUUACUUGGAGUGGAUAAGGUGGAAGCUGAUGAAAAGGACAACGAUGGUCGCACACCGUUUUCAUAUGCGGCCGAAUUAGAAGAUCGAUCUGACAUUUGGAGGGCAAUGCUCGCCUCCGGAAAAGUCGACGUUAACACAAGGGACAAUCGCGGUCGUACUCCACUUCUACUUGCAAUGGAGCACAAGGAGAAACGACUCAUGGAAGAAUUGCUUAACCUUGACUCAAUUGAUCCCGACGCAAAAGAUGAUGAGGGACGUACACCGCUACGAUAUGCCAUCGAAUUUCAUAAUAGAUCUGCGAUACGAGUUUUAAUGAGUUCUCGCCGACAUGAAAGAGUUGAUUUCAACGCCAAAGAUGACGACGGACGCACGCCAUUGCAAUCUGCAAUGAGAUGGAAGAUACCAGCCAUUACGGAAGCACUACUUCUCACUGGAAAAGUAGAUACAAACGCAGAAGAUGAAGAGGGAUUCACGCCGCUACUAUAUGCAAUAGAAACAGGAGAUGUACCUCUUCUAAAACUAUUGCUCAAUUCUGAACAGGUCAACACGAACGCGAAAGAUGAAUAUGGGCAGGUCGAUGCAAAUGCAGCAGAUGAACGGGGACAAACACCACUUUUUGAUGCGAUACAAGAAGGACAGAUACCGAUUAUUCAGGCGCUGCUUGAUUCUGGAAAGGUUGAUGCUCAUAUAAAAGACAUGCAAGGCCGCACACCGCUGUCCUAUGCGAUGGAGAUUGGGGAUAAAUUCAUUGUGAAGGCAUUGCUCGAUUUGGACACAGCGGACAUCGAUAUAAGGGACGGUAAAGGAAGGACACCUCUGUCCUAUGCCGCCUCAUACGAUGUGGCCAGGAUGUUGAUCAAGGCACGCAAAGUUGAUGUCAACUCGAAAGAUAAACAGGUUGGCGUAUUAUCGUUUCUAUUUGACUUCAUUGUGUUUGUUCACUCCUCCUCCGGCGGCACCCUCGUCCGUAUCUGCACCCCAUGCCACUCCUUGACAAGAUCCCCCAAAGCAGCAUUCACCAUCCUCUGCUGCUUCAACAUAUUCAACCCCUUAAACACCGGCGAAGUGAUGUCAAUCGCAUACAUGCUUCCGCAACCACCCGAUAUGUCCUGCACAAGCAGCGACGUGGGGUUCAGCUUCUCAGCCAAGACGGCCGCGAUCGAGGAUUCGGCGGGUGACAUGUCCGCCUCCUGCUCUUCCAGCUGCUCAUUCGAAGAAGGCGAAGAGUAUCUCUGGAGAGGAGUCGAGGAGAAAUGGCGGGAUGUCGUCGAGGAGAGGGAGCGAGUGCGCCGUCUGUUGGUGUUGGUGAUGGUGGGUUUGAAUGUGUUUGCGACGGAAGCAAUUGCCGUGCGUGAAGGGCGCGAAGCUGUCGCGAGGAGGCGCAGACGCAGCGCUGAGCGGCAGGAGGAGCAAAUCAUGAUUGUUAUUUGGCAGUUCGAGGUUUGUCCGUCUGUUGGAAGAGCUUGA
Messenger RNA from Trichoderma aggressivum f. europaeum, 5748 nucleotides. RefSeq lists its product as uncharacterized. Gene Ontology annotation, molecular function: protein binding; catalytic activity. Gene Ontology annotation, biological process: nucleoside metabolic process. The transcript is spliced from 6 exons. Lineage: Eukaryota; Fungi; Ascomycota; Sordariomycetes; Hypocreales; Hypocreaceae. The record is from RefSeq and is a predicted model, not a curated record. The coding region runs from base 1 to 5748 and encodes 1915 amino acids.